Dovyalis caffra is the source of this 1881-nucleotide messenger RNA. NCBI's taxonomy places the organism in Eukaryota, Viridiplantae, Streptophyta, Magnoliopsida, Malpighiales, Salicaceae. The record is from the annotation of a GenBank genome assembly.
AUGGACUUCUUCUCUGAAUAUGGUGAUGCCAAUAGGUACAAAAUUCAGGAAGUUAUUGGGAAAGGCAGUUACGGUGUUGUUUGCUCUGCAAUCGAUACACACACUGGUGAGAAAGUGGCAAUAAAGAAAAUACAUGAUAUUUUUGAACACAUUUCCGAUGCUGCUCGUAUAUUGCGUGAGAUAAAGCUGCUUAGGCUCCUAAGACAUCCUGAUAUUGUGGAAAUCAAACACAUCAUGCUACCACCAUCAAGAAGGGAUUUUAAAGAUAUCUAUGUUGUUUUUGAGCUCAUGGAGUCGGAUCUUCAUCAAGUCAUUAAAGCCAAUGAUGACUUGACACGAGAGCACUAUCAAUUUUUUCUUUACCAACUACUUCGUGCGUUAAAGUAUAUACACACAGCAAAUGUUUAUCAUCGAGAUUUAAAGCCGAAGAAUAUAUUGGCAAAUGCAAACUGUAAGCUUAAAAUCUGUGAUUUUGGAUUAGCAAGAGUUGCUUUCAAUGAUACACCCACAACAAUAUUCUGGACGGAUUAUGUUGCUACAAGAUGGUAUAGAGCUCCUGAACUCUGUGGGUCCUUUUUCUCUAAGUAUACACCAGCAAUUGAUAUAUGGAGUAUAGGCUGCAUUUUUGCUGAAGUACUAACGGGGAAACCACUUUUUCCUGGGAAAAAUGUCGUUCACCAGUUGGACUUGAUGACCGAUCUACUUGGUACACCGUCAUUAGAUACAAUCUCUCGGGUUCGAAAUGAUAAGGCAAGGAGAUACUUAACUAGCAUGAGGAAAAAACAGCCAGUUCCACUUGCACUGAAAUUUCCAAAUGCAGAUCCUUUGGCACUACGUUUAUUGGAAAGGCUACUUGCUUUUGACCCCAAAGACCGGCCAACUGCUGAAGAGGCGUUGGCAGAUCCUUACUUCAAGGGAUUGGCUAAAGUUGAGAGGGAGCCUUCCUGCCAGCCAAUAACAAAGAUGGAGUUUGAGUUUGAGAGGCGAAGAGUUACAAAGGAGGACAUACGAGAGCUAAUUUUUCGGGAGAUACUGGAAUACCAUCCUCAACUUCUCAAGGACUACGUAAAUGGAACUGAGAGGACUAACUUUCUUUAUCCAAGUGCCGUUGAUCAAUUCCGAAAGCAGUUUGCACAUCUUGAGGAAAAUGUUGGUAAAAGUGGGCCCGUAAUUCCACUUGAAAGAAAGCAUGUAUCUCUUCCGAGGUCUACCAUUGUACAUUCAAGCUCAAUCCCUUCCAAAGAACAACAGAACCUUGCUUCCUUCAAGGACAGGCACACUGCAGAGGAAGCCUACAACAAAAAUCCCAGAGACUCCGAAGGAAAUUCCAUAAAUAUAUCAAGGACCUUACAGGCACAGCAGAGAAUUCCACUGGCUAAACCUGGAAAGAUUGUGGGGCCAGUUGUACCAUACGAGAAUGGAAGCAUCAUGAAAGAUGCUUAUGACCCGAGAACAUACAUCAGAAGUGCAGCCCUUCCUCUGCAUACUGUCCCUUCUGCAUACUGUUACCGCAAAACAGGAAAGCAGGAGCGAUCUACCAUGGAAGCUGAAAGAGAUCUGUCCUCACAAAAGCAAGUCCAGCAAUGUGGCAUGGCAGCCAAAUAUUCACCAGAUGUUGCAAUCAACAUAGACUCCAACCCAUUUUUCAUGACAAGGGUAGGAGUGAACAAGGUAGAGCAUGUGGACGACCGGGUGAUGAUUGACACGAGUUUGAUGCAGGCCAAGGGUCAGUAUGGCGGGAUUAGUGCCGCUGCUGCAGCCGCUUCUACAGCUGCUCACAGAAAGGUUGGAACUGUUCAAUAUGGCGUAAUCUUACCGUUGGAGCCAUGGAUGGACCUCGUACGCGGGUUAGGGGCAGCUUCUGGUCCCGAGGACUUGUAG